AACCCCGCCCCAUACCGCCAGGCCCUGCCGGCGCCCUGCGGAGCGACCCAGCCAGUAGAUUCCAGCCUGUAGUUAAUGCACAACACGGGCUCAAGCGCCUUUUCGGGAGCGGACCCAGAAUCGGAGCCCCGGACGCUGGGACAGGCCGCCCGUCGACCUCCCCCGCCACGCGCGGGCCACGACUCCCCCCGCAGGACCCGCCCACCGGCCCGGGGACGCCCGAGCGGCGCCGCCCCGAAGCCAAUGCCCACCCGGGAGCCGCGCCAGACGCGCGGCUCCCGGGGGGACCUACAGGCCCGCCCACCUGGCCCUGGUCCCCCGCGACUGGUGCCUCGAGGCCUCACGUCCAGCGCGCCCCGCCCACUGUGCCAGGCCCAGUCCGGAGCGCACAGGGCAAGGCCCAAGAAGAUUGUAUUUGAGGACGAGCUUCCCUCCCUGCCUCUGCUGGGCACCAAGAAGUCUAUUGGAGCCGACCCUGGGGGGCAUAUCCCUAGGCCCCAUCCCCAUACCGUGCCUGACUAUGAACUUAAGUACCCAACAGUGAACAGUGAGAAGGAUCGGAGCCGCUAUGCUGCAGUGUUCCAGGACCAGUACACGGAGUUCUUGGAGCUCCAGCAGGAGGUGGGCUCUGCACAGGCAAAGCUCCAGCAGCUGGAGGCCUUGCUGAACUCACUACCCCCACCCCGAAGCCAGAAGGAGGCCCAUGUUGCCGCCCGUGUCUGGAGGGAAUUUGAGAAGAAGCAGAUGGACCCCAGCUUCCUGGAUAAGCAGGCUCGCUGCCACUACCUGAAGGGCAAACUAAGGCACCUCAAGACACAGAUCCAGAAGUUCGAUGACCAAGGAGACAGCGAGAGCUCUGUGUACUUCUGAGUAUCCUGACACAGGCAGGGGGAAACAUCGAGGUGGGAGGUCCCACCCUGCCCACACUCCUCUUCUUACCUCGUGGUGUUAGCUCUUCCCGCUCCCCUACCUGGGGUAGCCUUCCCUGAUUUCAAAUGCCUCCGCCUUUGAGGCCCAGAUCUGAUGGCCCUCCUCAAGGAAGGCUUUCCAGAACCUCUUCUGGGACCCCAUGGGGACCCAAGAUCUCAGCCCACCCACUGGAAGCAGGUCCUGCUUCCAUCUCAGCAGAAUAAACACUUAUUAAAUA
Molecule: messenger RNA, 1147 nt
Organism: Camelus dromedarius (Arabian camel)
Lineage: Eukaryota; Metazoa; Chordata; Mammalia; Artiodactyla; Camelidae
Gene: OCEL1
Product: occludin/ELL domain containing 1
Exons: 6
Coding region: 76-870 (264 amino acids)
Biological process (GO): bicellular tight junction assembly
Cellular component (GO): bicellular tight junction; apical plasma membrane; cytoplasmic vesicle
Source: RefSeq, a predicted model, not a curated record